Ectocarpus siliculosus is the source of this 486-nucleotide messenger RNA. The record is from the annotation of a GenBank genome assembly. NCBI's taxonomy places the organism in Eukaryota, Phaeophyceae, Ectocarpales, Ectocarpaceae.
AUGAGCAGCCGCUCUGGUCCGUACAAACGACGCUUCCCCCCCCCCCAUGCUCCCCCUCUCGCCGCUGUCCUGCCCAGCGAUUAUUACUCCGUGGAGAAUGGGCGUGGGGACGGUCCCGGGAAGGGUGCCGACAAGGGCAGCUGCACCUCCGCCGGGUCUACAGGGACGAAGAAGUCGGUGAUAGAGGCCGGCGAGGUCGCGGGGGACUAUUCUUUGGACUGGAAGGGCACAUUCGACAUGACGCUGGUGCAGGUGACGGUGGCCUGGUUGGCAGUAAACAUCGGGCUCACACUGUGGAUCAAGCCGACCCUGUUCCAUAACGCAGAAUUCUGGGUGCUACAGGUCCCCAAGCUAGCCUUCAUGAUAGUGGUGUCUAUUUUGGCCGGCUCCCUGUGCCGGCACUUCUGCCCCGCGGACGAUACGGGGUAUAUCAUGACAUCCAAGAACUCGUGGUUCAAGGCGAGAACUAUGCUGUGUUCGCCGUAG